AGAGUGAGGAAGAGAGGAUUUGGUUAACGUGGUGACGGUUCGGGAAAGAGUCGAGCAAGAUAAGAUAAAAUAAUGAAUGUAACUACAUGGUAGGUAAUUUAUCGUGAAGUCUAUUAACUCUCAUCCAGAUUACACACAGGGAACGCUUUGUUUAAGCUAAGGUUGAUAGGUAGCCUACAGUUAGUCGCGUUAUUACGGGAGACGGGCCAUUUGAAAUACCCUGGUGAUGCAAACUGGCAUGUUGAUGACGCGUAUGUCGUGCUGUCAAAUGAAUGGGACUAUGGCCCAGCCUGGCCCGUUGGUGAAUAUCGCAGAACAGGACGUGCUCAACGUGGUUCUGACCCAGACAAGCACCGGUGCGUGUCUCCGUGGUGUAUACGGAAAAACUGGUGGCCCAGUGUGUCUCAAAUUCUUUCCUUCGGAGAGAAGACAGCGGUGGAGUAGGCAGUACAUGCAGGAUCUAACACUGGUCCGUCAGACCUGUUCCAACCGUGUCCUGGUUCCCCUGGGGUGGUACAGUGUUGGCUGGCUGGUUGGGCUGGUGUCUGACUGGAUGCCUGGCGGCUCUCUCCACUCUCUUCUGUACGAGACGCAGCUUUACCCAGAAUUCCCUUUGCCUCUUCGGCUGCGGAUCCUGCUGGACGUGGCGGAGGGGCUGUCUCACCUGCACGCGCUCCCCGUCCCUCACCGGACCCUGAAGCCCAGCAACGUGCUGCUGGACCAGCAGGGCCGGGCCAAGGUGUGUGACUUCAGCCAGAGGACCGGCCCCGCUCUGUCCCAGGGCCCCCUGCCCUGCCUGACGGACCUGGCGUACCUGUCUCCUGAGGCUCUGCACGGGGACGACUCCUCCACCGAGGCAGAUGUGUACAGUUUUGGACUGCUGCUUUCUGAGACCCUGAACAGAAGAGCUCCAUAUGAAAAAAUCGCCAGCGUCCGUGAGCUGCUGGUGUUUGUGCAGAAAGGGGUGUGGCCAGGCGCCCAGGACAACGCGUUGCCCCCGGAGACGCCCCACAGGCACGCGCUGUCCCGGCUGAUCGCCCUCUGCUGGAGUGGAGAUCCCCAAAUCCGGCCCACCGCCCCCGACUGCAUGCUGGAAUUGAAGGAGGCGCUGGCAACCUUUCACAUGGAUUCCCCAAACCAGGCAGCAGUCCAGCUGACAAAACGCAAGGAGAGGGCGCUGCUGGGCUGUAAGGCUCAACAGGCCGGACAAAUUAAGAUGGAGCUCAACAAUAUGGAGCUCUGCCAGGACACAAAAAGCGCCGGGACUAAGACCCUGCCCGUGUCCAUAGCCCCGGCCACCCUGCCCAUCCCGCCGGCUCUCAGUCCCGAAAACACCCCCACGAGUCACCUCCCCGCACCCAGCCAGGGGAGGAGCUCCACAGAGCCAGAGGCGUGGUGCUGCCAGGAUGCCCCGGUUCCCCGCCCGAGGAGUGCCUCUGGGAGGCAGGGACAGCGACACAGCCCCUCUCCUCCUGCCCCUCUGUGCUCCUCUGCGUCUCCUGGGGGCCUGAGCCCUCCUGCCCCUCUGUGCUCCUCUGCGUCUCCUGGGGGCCUGAGCCCUCCUGCCCCUCUGUGCUCCUCUGCGUCUCCUGGGGGCCUGAGCCCUCCUGCCCCUCUGUGCUCCUCUGCGUCUCCUGGGGGCCUGAACCCCUCCAAACACACCCCCCUGGGACCCCCCGCUCCCAGUGCCCAGGGCAUCCCAGGCCAGAGCUGCUGCCAGAUCCUGCGGGAGAGGCGCGAGGCCAUCGUGCGCUGCAUGACCAACGGUCGUCUCAACCACCUGCUGGACGUGCUGCGGUCGCGGCAGGCCCUGAACCGCGAGGAGUACGAGCUGAUCACCGUCGCCCUGACCCUGCCCGCCCGCACCCGCGCCCUGCUGGACACCUGCCUCUGUCUGGGGGAGCGACCGGCCGCUCUGGUGGUCUCCACCCUGGGCCUGGUCCCCACGGCGACCACCCCCCACCCCUGCCACUGCUCCAACUGAGGGGUGCAGUGGUGAGGCUGGGGAGUCUGGGGACGCCCCCCCCGGAAGAACAUGCCUCUGGGCGGGGCUUUUCUCAAACCGAACUUUACCGACAUCCAUCUGAAGUGCGUGCGGUCAGCGCUGCCUUUAACGGUCGCGCUGGUGAAACGCUCCGCAGUCACUCUCCCACGAUGUAACCCCUGUGAUGUCAUUACUGGUGGCUUGUGGGGGCCACUGCCCCUCCUCAUUCCCGUUUAAACUCCCUCGUAAUUCCGGCCAUCGCCACAGACGCCAUUAUACACGGCCGUGUAGUUUUCAUAAAACAUGCCGUGUCCAGUAUUGGGAUGACGUUGCCAAUGACAUUACCGCGUAACUGCGAAAGUUCUCAAGGAGCGCAUUUCGGCAUCGUGUAAUGUCGGGAUGCCGUGUACACCAGGGUCGCAUGGUUAACAUUAUGUUGCUUAUUUUACUCGUACUGUUUCAAGUCGCAGUUCUCUGGAAUCCCGUGGCAGCCCACGGAACAUUUUUCCGGGCUUUCCAGGCUGAUUCCAUGCGUGUGGAGUCAUGCUGGCCAAUUUUGUCUUGGCUCAGGAGGUAAGAGCAGUCGUCUGGCAGUCGGAGGGUUGCCGGGUCGAUCCCGCCCUGGGUGUGUCGAAGUGUCCCUGAGCAAGACACCUCACCCCCAAAUGCUCCUGACGAGCUGGUCGGCGCCUUGCAUGGCAGCCAAUCGCCGUUGGUGUGUGAGUGUGUGUAUGAAUGGGUGAAUGAGAAGCAUCAAUUGUGCAGCACUUUGUAUGAAGGCGCUACAUGAAUGCCAACCAUUUACCCAAUUCCUGUGGGACCAC
Molecule: messenger RNA, 2808 nt
Organism: Conger conger (European conger)
Lineage: Eukaryota; Metazoa; Chordata; Actinopteri; Anguilliformes; Congridae
Product: receptor-interacting serine/threonine-protein kinase 2
Exons: 12
Coding region: 227-1984 (585 amino acids)
Biological process (GO): regulation of apoptotic process; protein phosphorylation
Molecular function (GO): ATP binding; JUN kinase kinase kinase activity
Source: RefSeq, a predicted model, not a curated record